Messenger RNA from Zymoseptoria tritici IPO323, 460 nucleotides. RefSeq lists its product as uncharacterized. The record is from RefSeq and is a predicted model, not a curated record. Lineage: Eukaryota; Fungi; Ascomycota; Dothideomycetes; Mycosphaerellales; Mycosphaerellaceae. The annotation marks the transcript as partial. The transcript has a single exon.
GAAGAGUCGUUGCUUCAGGUCAGAUGUUCUCGGAAACAGAUUCGCUUCAUCUACAUUUCCUAUCUCAUCCACGGAUCCUCUCUGUCCGCCGUCGCCCUCAACAUUCCGCACGAGGGAUCCUGUGACCAAGCAAGCGGAUGGAGACGUAGCCGCAUACAGCCAUAGAGUCACAAAGCAAAGAGAAGGACGAGCACACAGCAGAAGACCUGAAUGAAGAUGAUCGAACUCCUUUCUGCAUUCGUGCCUACCUCCGCGAGAUUGAAUGUCACCCGGUACGAUCCAACUUCUCUGACCCUCUUCUCCGACAGCCCGAGCCUGAAGCUGAGCCUUUACCCAGCUCCACCUUCCUACUCGCCGACAGAUUCAUUCGACGCCUGAACCAGACCCAUGUUCACUCCGUCGUCCACAUCCGACAUCUCUCGGUCCACUAAAUAUCCAUUUGCUGGGUGAUGGAGGUCCU